UACGCAUGCGUUGUAACCAUUGUUUGAUCACCCGAGGCUUAUAAACGGGGUAAAGAGGUAAAGCGAGAGUAGAGGAAAUAGAAAUAAAGCUCUUCGCGUUACUUCCGUGAAUCUUCGAAGAAAGUACCUUCGGGAGGGUUUGAUGCCCUGAGGCUUGCAAAAAGGAAGGCUUUUCUCCGGCCGAAACUUCCUUUCUUUUGCUUCAGCCGGCCGCCGUCAUGUUCAAAAAACUGAAGCAGAAGAUAAGCGAGGAACAAACUUCGGGCCGCGGAAGUCCUGGCGGUGGCGCUUCAGGGUUUCUUCAGAGAUCUUCUGCACUGCCACCAUCAAUACACAGGAACAGAACAUCUCUUACAGAUGACAAUAUUUCAACUCCUAAUAGAGAGCUGCUAGCUGGGAUGAUAUCAGAGCCUGCUUUUCUUUCUGAAUAUACUGUUUUUGCUUUGGAACCCACCAAACAACCUAAGUCAAAGUGUGAGUGUGUGAUAAUACAUAAACAAAAUACAAGCAAUAAUGAAAGUGAAACAUCUUCAGUGGAAGUUAAGAUAGAUAAAAAACCAAAGAGGCAUCUUCAAGAAGAAUUUGCUGCAUCAUUAGAGCAAAAGGACCAAAUUAUCAGUGCCUUGCAGACACAGGUAUUAUUACUGAAGCAACAAUUGUAUAGUAAUGAGAUAAACAUUGAACUACCGAAUCCAAACGUUCAAACUCAGUCAGAAGUUCAGAGUCCUGUAAAAAAUCAGAAUACAGAAAAUACUUUGCAGUCAGCAGGUCCUGUUGGUAAUGAGAAUGCUGAUAAAACAAUAGAAACUCUAACUCAGAAAUUAAAACAUCAAGAAAAUUUGCUUCAUCAGUGUAAAGAAAGAAUUAAAUCUCAGAAGGAGUGCUUAGCACAGCUGACCAGUGAGAAAGAAGCACUGCAGGAACAACUAUAUGAGAGGCUUCAGGAGCUAAAGAAAAUAAAGGAUUGUCAUAUGGUUGAAAAUACCAAACUCAUUACUCAGCUACGUGAAAGCAAAAGCUUGAUAGAACAGUUAGAGCAAGAUAAAGGUAUGGUUAUAGCAGAAACAAAACGUCAAAUACAUGAAACUCUGGAAUUGAAGGAGGAAGAAAUUGCCCGGUUGCAUAUUCAUAUGAAGCAGGUGGUUUUGCAGAGUGAAGAACUAAAAAAACAGAAAGAAAAUUCUGAAAAAGCUGCAUUUGAACAGCUAGAGAAGGCUUUAAGUGCAGCUCAGUUGGCUGAAGAAUCCCACAGGAAAGUGCAAGCAGAAAUGGAUGAAAAAAUUAAAGCUGUUGAAAAGGCAAAUGAAGAAAAAUGUGUGAUCCUUCAACAGGAAUUAACAAGGGUGAAGCAGGAAGUGAGAAUUCUUGAGCUGGAAAGUUCCCCUCCAAAAUGUCCACAAAAUGAUAAAAGCCAGUUAGAAGAUAUGGUUGUUCAGAUCGAAUCAGACAAAAAUGAGGACAGUAAAGUAAUAGGUACUAUGACUGAAAAACAUAGAAAAGAAAUUGAAUAUGUGAAGCAGCAAGAACAGCAACACUGGAGAGAACAGCUUGACAUAUUUACCCAGCAGCAGCAAUCAGAAAUGGAAAAACUGAGAAAACAUUGUGAAGAAGAAACAGCCAAGCUGUUAAAAGAAAAAGAGGCUAUAUUUCAUGCUCAUAUUGAAGAAAUGAAUGAAAUUUUUUUAGAAAAGUUGAAUGUGAAACAAACAGAGCUAGAAGCACUUUCAUCUGAAUUAUCAGAUGCUCUGAAUACCUGUCAAAAUCUUGAACAAUAUAUUUCUAAGUUAAAAAAGGAUGCAGAUAAAACAAAGGUGGAAUUUGAGUCAAAACUUGAUCAGCAAAGGAAUAUUCAUAAGGAACAAGUUGAAGCUAUUUUUAAAGAACAGGAAGUAACUGAGAAAUCAUUUAAAGAAGAAAUAAUUCAACUCAAACAACUCUUGGAAGCAAAAGAAAAACGUGAAAAAGAAUUAGAACAGAAAAAAAUGAAAGAAACUCUAGGAAAAGCUGAGUCACAAUGUAAAAGAAUGUCUGCAGAAUUAGAUUUUUUAUGUCAAUUAAGGGACGAUAAUGCAAGUAUUUAUGAAAAUAAGUUUAAAAAUUUGCAAAAUAAAUUGGAAGUUAUAAAGCAUAAAAAGUCAAAACUUGAAGAACUGGUUCUAAAAACUGAAACCGAGCUGAAUGAAGUAAAAACUGAGUUAGAUUUUCAGACAUCCCAGGUAAGUGAUCUAACAUGUGAAUUGGAAGAAGAAAAGAGAAAAAAUAUACAGAACAUCUCAUCUCUGACAGAAAAGUAUGAAUCACAGUUAAGAAACCUUGGAGAAGAGAUCAGUCAAUUAAAAAGUCAUUGUACUGGCAAGGAAAGUGAAAUUGGACAAAUAAGGCAUUUCACGAAACAACAAAUUGAAAAGUAUAGGCAGCUGUUAUCAACCAAAGAAGAAGAAAUUAGUGCUUUCAGAGACGAAUAUGAACUCAAAUUAAAGCAGCAAGAGACACAAGCAGAGGAAGCUAUAGAAAAAGCAACAAAAAUGAAGGAAGAAUUUAAGCAAAAAUUUUCAGAACAAGAAGCAAAACUGAAAAAAGAGAUUGAAGGCAACCAGUUGGAAUUUUGUCAGAAAGAGAAGCAGUUCACUUCAAAAAUGCUGGCAAUGGCACAUACCAGUUCACUUGGAAUAAAUGAUGCUGUUUCAAAACUGGAGAUGAAUCAGAAGAAACAACUAAAAAGCAUGGAUGAAGCUCACAAGCAAGAAGUGGAUGAAGUUUUACAUCUUUGGGAAAAGAAACCAAAUCAACAGGCUGAAGAACUUUGGGGAAAGCAGGAAAUAAGAUUGCAAGAAAAAGAGCAGGAAAUAAGAGAUCUGAAAGAAAAAUUGACCACCUUUGCUGAAAAAGAAGGUAAUAAUGCAGAGAUUACAUGGUUAAAGGACAAAGAUACAAAGAAAGAUAAAACUAUACAUGAACUUCAACAACAACUGCAACAGACGUUAGCACAAGUGAACUUUUUGAAAGAAAAAGAAAUUGAUUUUAAAAAGCAACUUGUAAAAUUAGAGACUGAUCUUAAUUUUUCUUUGAAGGAGAAAUUAACAGUACAGGAACAGCUUAAUGAGAUAAAGAUAACAGAAGAAAAAAAGACAUAUGAUCUUUUGGAACUGGGAGAUAAAUUGAAAAUGACUGAUGUGGAACUCCAUGCCUUGAAGAUGUCUCAUCUUAAAGAACAGGAGAAUUAUAAGACAAAGUUAGAAGGGGAAAGAAAUGAGUUUCAGCAAAAACAAGCAGAAUUUGAAAAUUUCAAGAGAGAUACAAUUAGACAACUGGCUGAUUACCAGCAAAAAGCAGAAACUUUAUUGAAGAUAAAAGUUGGUGAACUGAUUGAACAAUGCAAUGAAAACAUUUCUUCAAUAAUAGUUAAAAUUGCUUACUGUCAGCAACAAACAAUAAAAAUUAAAGAAGGCAUAGUAAUUAAAAUCAAGCAGAUUCCAGAUCUAGAAUUUCAACUUAAACAAUUAACAGGGAGUCAUAUAACUUUAAACAGUAGCUUACAGGAGUCCAAAAAACACUUGGAGGAAAAAGAACACUUAAUAAUGUCUAUGAAAGCAGACAUGGAAAAACUUCUAACUGAAAAAGAACUAUUGCGAAAAGAAAGUUAUCUCCAGCAGCAAACAGCAACAGAGAAGGAAUCCUGCAUCACAGAGCUGAAAAAAGAAUUAUCUGAGCAUAGUAAUAUUGUUACUUCUAUGAGGGAGGAGAUAAAUGAGAAAAACGCAGAAAUCACAGAUCUCAAUAACAUUAUUAGUGAAUUGAACCUGAGACUUGAAAAGACUAUAUCAGAAAAAGAAACUGCCACAAUGUUAAAUAAGCAACACAAAAAAAACCAACUGCAGUUACUGAAUGAGAUGGAAGUACUAUCUUCCAAAGUUGAAUCAUUGACUGAAGAUAAAGUUACUGCCCUGAAACAGGUAGACCACUGGAUGAACAAAAUGUCAGAAUGGAAGAAGAAAGCUCAAUUGAGAUUUACACAAAAUUAUAAUACUAUUAAGGAAUUACAAAGUAAGAUUGAACUGAUUAAUAACCAAGUUAGUGAAAAAGAAAAAGAACUGAAUAGAAAGAAGGAAGAGCAUGAUAAACAAACCGAACAGUUAGAACAUUUAAAAAGCUUAAUGGAACAAAAGCAGAUCAGAAAAGAAAAACAGGAAUCUGAUUUGAUUGCUGAGAUAAAAAUCCAUUCAGCGAGAAUUGCUGAAUUAGAAGAGCAUAUUGCUCGGAAAACAAUGGAAAAUGAUUCUUUAAUGAAAGAAUGUAAAAAGUACCGUGAACAAAACAGUGAGCAAAAAGAAAUGGCACAACAACUCCAACAGGCUCAGGGGGCAAUAGUGGACAAGGAUGACAAACUGAAGGAGAUGGAACAAAAAGUCCUAACUUUUGAGAAGAAAAUGCAGGUUAUGGAAAUUGACCUGGAAGAAAAAUCAAAAGAAUUUGAAGGAAAGAAACUGGCUCUAUUGAAAACCAAAGAGGAAGAAUUAAAGGCUUUAGAAGAAAUGAUUAUUUCAGAAACAACUUCUAAAAUAGCAGAUCUGGAAAAAAAGGCGGAACACAAAAUUACUUCUAUUAAAAGGCAGCUGACGACUCAGAUGGAAGAGAAACAGCAGCAAAAUAAGCUACAGAAAAAAUUGCAAGAAAAAGAAAAGAAAAUCAUGUCUUUAGAUUUAGAAAAAGAGUUGAUACAGAAAGCAGAAACAAUAAACGUUUCUGCAGAGCAAGAUAAAGUCCAUGCUUUAGAGAAUAUGCAACAGAUGUAUGAUUUAAAAAUUGAUAUUUUAAGAAAGGAUUUAUUGGAUAAGGAGAGAUUACUUGAGAAGUAUAAUGAGGAAACAAAUAGAUGUAAUAUUUCAAAAAUGGAGAAUCAGGAUCAGCAAGAACUUCUUAAAAGAGCUGAAGAAGAUAAAAAUAAAAUUGAAAAUCUUCAACGAGAACUUGAGGAAGAAAUUAAAAAACAGGCUUCAUUACUUGAACAACAUACCAAGUGUAAGAGUGAAUUAACAAAUAUCAAGGUAGAAUUGAAAAACAAAGAAGUAAAUCAACAAAAUAUGGAAAUUGCACUUAAAGACUUAGAAAAAAAGCUACAAGAAAAGGAGGAGGAAAGACAAUCUUUACAACAAAAGAUGCACCAUUUUGGUGAAGAUUUUAUGAAAGAAAGACAACACAUGAUUGAAGUGAAAAAUAGAAUUACAGAAUAUGACAAGAAAUUAAACAGACUGCAAAAUCAGGUAGAUGAAAGAAGCGGCCUUAUAAAAAUUCUGGAAGGAAAUAUAGAAGAAAAGACUAAAUCAGUCUUUGAACUUCAGAAGAUGGUUGAUAAGAUGCAGCUGCAACAAAAAGAUUUGCAAACUACACUGAAACAUGCAGAGCAAGAGAAACAGGAACAGCACAGAAAUUUGAUUAAACUUCAGAAUGAUUUGCGAACUUUGCGGAAAGAACAUCAGCAAGAGCUGGAAAUUAUGAAGAAAGAAUCUAGAGAAGAAAUGGAACAAAAAAUAAAAUAUGAACAGGAAGACAUUGAAUUGAAACACAAUUCCACAUUAAAGCAGCUAAUGAGGGAAUUCAAUACCCAACUGGCACAAAAGGACCAGGAAUUAGAAAUGGCUUUAAAAGAAACUAUCAGUAAAGCCCAGGAAGUGGAAUCAGAAUUGAUAGAAAGCCACCAAACAGAGACAGUUCAACUGCAUAAAAAGAUUUCAGAAAAGGAUGAUGAUCUACAAAGGGUCGUGAAAAAGUAUGAAGAAAUACUUGAGGCCAGAGAAGAGGAAAUGACCAAAAAAGUAAAUAAAUUGGAGGAACAUCUGGUGCAAUUAGAGGACAAUAAAAAAAGAUUAGCACAUGAAGAAAGUUGGAAUGGUGAUGAAGACAAAAUAGCAGAACUUCAGGUUCAGUUAGCCGAAAAGACAAUACUGGUUAAUGAUUCUAAGUUGAAAGAACAGGAGUUCAGAGAACAGAUUCACACACUACAAGAUAAGUUGAAAAAUUAUGAGAAGGCUGUAUAUGUCACAACAGUUAAAACACCUUAUAGAGAUGGGAAUCUUUGUCAUUCAGAUGUGUCUGUUUUUGGUGAACCAACUGAAUUUGAGUACUUGAGGAAGGUGAUUUUUGAAUAUAUGAUGGGCCAUGAAACAAAGACAAUGGCAAAGGUUAUAACUUCAGUGCUGAAAUUUCCUCCUGAUCAAACUCAGAAGAUCUUAGAACAAGAAAAUGCUCGGACACUGGUAAGAAUUGAUAAGAAGUUUUGGAGCUCAGCUCUGGUUUUGAUCUUCAUAUUGGAGAACUUCGUAACAGAUUACACAACUUUGAAAUCAGAUCAUAUCCUCAAAUUAGCUCUUUGAAGCAUGUAGCAGACAGAAUAGUUAUUCAGGUUUCACCUGAGAAAUACACAGCAAGGAAGUACAAGUUGACAAUUGGGACUAUGAAUAUGGUUAAUUUUUUGCCUUUAAGAAAGAUUGUUCAACAACUGCUGUGUGCUUCAUUUGGAUACAAUUUUCAGUUUAGCUUUAUAGUUUUUUGAAAAGGAAUCAAAGUAUUUUCCUUCAAAAAAAAGUUGCUUUCACAAAAACGAAUGAUUCAAUUUAUUUUAUCGUGGGUUUUGUUUAUAUGUUUCAAAAUUAUUUCAGACAAUAUGUAAUACAGUCUGAAUGUGAGUUGCCUAGCCAUUUUCUUUCUAUUAAUUGUUUAUUAAAAGCCAUUAUUUUUAAGCUUUUGCUUAUAAUGAAUCCAGAUUGCAAGACAUUUAUUAAUAUAUAGCUUUUGUACUAUAUUUUGGGAGAAAUAAAUUUGAAGUCUUAUAAUUUGUAAAUAGGUACUAUUUACUUGUAUUAUAAGUUGAUCUCUGAUUGUUGGCAACACUAAUCUUUCAGAGCUGGAAGAAAAUAAAACUUUAUUUAGUGUA
Thamnophis elegans (Western terrestrial garter snake) is the source of this 6931-nucleotide messenger RNA. RefSeq names its product golgin A4 (gene GOLGA4). Gene Ontology annotation, biological process: Golgi vesicle transport. The transcript is spliced from 20 exons. The record is from RefSeq and is a predicted model, not a curated record. Bases 219 to 6371 code for a protein of 2050 amino acids. Gene Ontology annotation, molecular function: small GTPase binding. NCBI's taxonomy places the organism in Eukaryota, Metazoa, Chordata, Lepidosauria, Squamata, Natricidae. Gene Ontology annotation, cellular component: Golgi apparatus.